Exophiala dermatitidis NIH/UT8656 is the source of this 5758-nucleotide messenger RNA. RefSeq lists its product as uncharacterized. The record is from RefSeq and is a predicted model, not a curated record. NCBI's taxonomy places the organism in Eukaryota, Fungi, Ascomycota, Eurotiomycetes, Chaetothyriales, Herpotrichiellaceae. The transcript has a single exon. The coding region runs from base 1462 to 5037 and encodes 1191 amino acids.
UUCAGGGGCUGCGUCGAGGUCGCUGUGGCUUGUUGUGGACGCACCAAAGCAGUUUGGUGCGUGUCACGAAAAUGUGCCUGCGCCCGCCGCCAACUUGAUGUGGGUUGGUGUUGGAUUGGCCUCGCUUUGCCUGCGCUGGGCCCCGUCUGGUCUCGUCUGGUCAGGUCAGGUCUGCUCAGGGAUGGAUACAUGGCAGUAGUACCACUGCUGCGACGAACUACUACGCCGGCGACUUGUAACCCGUUCCAAAAGUCGGUCGCUUCAGCAGUUAGAGGCGACUUGGUGUGUAGUGGUUGUGUGGUACUCCAAGACUACAGUACUAUCCCUCGACUCAAGGGCAGGCAGGCCAGCCAUCAUCGACCGACACCACAAUCGCCCAUUCCUCCCCUUACGCGAGGACGACGACGAUAACCAGCAGCAGAAACACCAUUCCCACUCUAUACCCUCGCUUACGUUGCGACUGUUCCCUCGAGGAUCCCAGAAACAUACCGGACCGCAUCUCGCCUUGCGAAGCUCUUGCAACGUCCCCUACGUUUCACCCAGAGCGCAGUGCCGGGCGCUCCCAUCGCGCCUCCUUGCGAAGCGCUCCUGCGAUCCGCGAAUUUGACAUUCUAAGAAUCUGCUAUUCUUCAGGCUCUGGUCUUAGAACCGAGCCCGCUCUAUACCCCUCGAAGGGACUGCGCAGGCGCGCAAAAGAGAUCUCCGGACUAAAGACUGGAUUCUGGCCUACGUCUGCACGCUUUCAUCACGUCGCCGACAAGCCUAUCGCAUAUACUCGAAACCAUACAACCCCCCGAGAGAACCCUACACCCGCCGCUCUUCCUCGAACCGCCAGUAUACCAAGACCACCGUCCCUUCAGCUGCUGCAUCUUCGCAGCAUCAGCGAACAGCCACGUCGGUGCUGUGCACUUGAAAGAUUCUGUGAUUGCAGCCCGAGGCCACUAUGAUGGCCGGUUAAUCAGUACCAUGUCCUGGUCUGAUGCUAUAUUCGGCGUCAUAAGAUAUACGGAACUCUAGACAGGCUAUACGCGCAGGGAAUCACACACACAAUUGCAGUAACUUUACGUUGACAUUCGGGCGCACUCCAGCGCGAGAAGUCCUCUCUUGCGAAGAGGAUACACCGCUCGGGAAUUCCACGGGGCUGUCCCCACCCUUGCACAGAGCGUCACUUCACGUUACGAUCUCAACCAGGCCAGCAUCCAUUCAAGGAUCCUUGGUUCGUCAUCCUCAGAGCGCCGCGACGAGAGUCAUCUGCAGGUACGGCACGGCGCUGUCAAUUCGCGGCAAGACCGCAGGCCGUUGAACUUUGUACAUCGCGUUCUGCAUCUGCUGUGUAGCCAUCAAGGCCGGUGUAUAUUGGUCGAACCCCCUCUACCCACUUCUGACAUCGAUGUACUUCAGGUUGACCAGCAUCAAACUAGUAUCUAACCAGUCUGCGGCACUGUGCACCUCGACAAGAGGAUGAGCCCAACCACUGCGACUGCUACCCGCAACCAGAGGUUCUCAAGAUCCAACUCAACAUCUUCUUCGGUGAAGACCGUCCAACUGGCUGCUUCCAGUUCAGCGAAGUCUGCGCCCGGCAAUGGCUAUGUGAGAAGAAUGUCAAAGAUUGCGAGUGACACACUCUCGACUUCUGAGCAUCAACGCUACGAUCGGAGCCGAUCUAGGAGCCGCCCGGAGAAUUCUCUGGAGUCCCGACUGCAAGGCUCCAGUCUCAACAUCAAUCGCUGGUCGCAUUCGACAUCUUCUAGUGUUUCAGCCAUCGAGACUGACGCUGUCCGUGUCCGGGCGAAUGUGUCUUCUCGGCGGCUGAGUUUGGCCCCUCCCAUGUCUUCAGCAGAAUCCGACCGAGGAGGACCGCCCUCCUCCACGAACCCUCGCCCUGCGAGUCGGAGUCCAGUCGGGAGACCGAACCAGGCCCCAGGACUCCUUCAAGUUGAGAGCAACAAUGGCUCUCGAGAAGUCAGCCCUAUUGGCGUUUCACCUCUCACACCGACCUCGAUGUUCAAUCCUAGCGCGGGUGACAUGCUUGGAGAAACAUGGCAGGGCCGCAAGGUCGGGAAGAACGGGGAAUCUGUGGCAAUGUCGAUACAUUACAUGGGGACGAAUUCCGAGCCUACGGAUCAAGCGGUUGAGAGCUCGUCUCAGUAUACAACUCAGACCCUCCAGCCAAACACGACCGGCCGACCGCCCCCGGAUGAGGAAGGCUACGACAUGGCUGAGCCAACCACAGCGCCCAGCAUUUCAAACAGAGGACGAAGUCAUAGGAGUCCCACCCAAAAGACCAUGCUGUCCAAAGCAUUAGGCAAAGCAAACACCGCGGUUCUUCUGGAUAAUGCUCAAAACAUCGCUGGGGCCAUAGAGGCCUAUGCUGAAGCAUGUGAUCUUCUGCAACAGGUUCUGGUACGAAGUUCCGAUUUGGAUGAUAGAAAGAAGCUGUCCGCCAUUAGAAGCACCUAUUCGAACAGGAUAGCAGAGCUUCAUGAUCUUGACGACAGUUUUUCGGUUUUGAUGGAGAAGGCUCUGCCCGAGGAUCCUCCUUUCGACGAUGCAAAUCACGUCUUCUUCACCAGUGACGGGACUGAACCAGAUACAGCAGGUGUUCUGGAGACAGUCCAUAUACCUCCGAGGCAGGAGUCUUUGUUGCCUGAAAUAUUCGGCGGGGAUUCAUACUUGAGCGAUCCUUCCAGCCGCAGGAGGUUACAGAUACCGAGUCUAGGUGUCCCUAUGGAGGCGCAAUACAUGCCUCGGCCGCUCUCGCCUAGACGAGCACCAUCUCCCUCUUCCGAAAGAGACACCAUGAGAGCUGAUGAUCCCAACAUUGGUACACUCCACGCGCGCGAGCACAGCACGGAAUCUACAUCGUGGCUGGAUACACUAGAGGAGGGAGAAACGUCAUCCCGGUCGUCUCGCUUAUCGUCUGUUGACUUUGGCAUUCCUGACAGCCUUAAUCUGGUUGACGAGAUCGGGGCAGAGUUCGAUGCCGUCCUGAACGCUGCUGUUGACGCAGCGUAUGAUGACAGCUUGACCGAAGAGCCCACGCCCAAGCCCGACAGGAACGGCCAGGAUUUCAACGAAGAUGCCAGUGGAGCGGUUUCAAUAUCGCAUUUUGACGGGGAACAAUCGUUGUUACAAUCCGACAAUGAAUUCACUCGAGAAUAUGACGACGGCGAUUCUUCUGAGGAGGAAGAACGGCUGCUGGAAGCAAUGACGAAGGGGUACUUGUCUGACGAUUUCGCCGUAGACACUAAAUACAGAUCCGGCAUACCUCGACAAUCGGGCUCGAGCACAUUUUCAGGCCAGACACGCUCAAGCUCCAUUCCGUCUACUACCGCUACCAAUGCCACCAUGCUGAGUACUCUCGCGGAGUCUCAUGAGCCUUCACUCGAAGAAUCUCCGCGGCCAACACCACCCGCAAAGGACCCAGUCUUCGCCUCACCUCCCCGAGGCCCUCUCCCGUCACCUCCUACAUCGUCUCUUUCACCACAAUCCAUCACCAGCGGUACCGGGGUUGAAAAGUAUGCGGGAAUGGGUCUUCGGGAGAGACGGUUGUCGGGCCAAAGUGGCAAGCAACUCAGAGUUGAGACCUUCGUGAGGCGAAACUCUUCCAGUUUUCCCAUCAAACCCACGGGAUCUGCAUCCAACACAGCAGGACUGCCCGCUCCAGCUGACAACCGUGUCCCCCGAACGGCGCCUUUGGACCGUCCGGCCACAUCACUGGUAGGCGACGCGCAGCCGCUCGCACACCUGGGGUCCAUGGCUUCAACCGAAUCUAUGCAGAGUGAGUCUCCCGUGACUCCUGCCCUGACUCAGGGCGGCUCCCAGGGCAGUAUCGACGAUUCUGUGGUGAUGCCGCCCUCACCAGGCAAGGCUCAAAAAUUGAUGAUACCGCCGCAACCUGAAGUGAGGAAGAACCUGUCAUCGUCUAGCCUAAGGGUGAGGAACUUGUCGGUCGCCACAACUGAGGUCAAUGGCGUAUCUCCUGCCACCCCAAGCAGCGCUGGGUUCAGCAGCGAACUGAAGAAAGUUGGAGUGCCCCUACCCUCGGCAACAUUUGGGCCGCAUCUUCAGCAGUCAGGAGGGAUGUACCUCUUCGAUGAUCACACCGGGGCACUUGAGGUUUCUGAGAGUCCCGGAACUCCGAGUGCCCCCACAUUGGCACCUCCUCUGCCUCUUGAGCCUUGCCCCGAAUCAUUCUUACUCCGUCCUUUCUGGUUGAUGCGAUGUCUGUAUCAGACAUUGGCCCACCCCCGAGGUGGCUAUGUCACGUCCAGAUUAUUCAUUCCUCGCGACACAUGGCGCGUAAGGAACGUUAAACUCAAAGCCAUCGACGACAAGGUCGCACAGUGUGAUCUGCUGACGGCUGCCUUGUUGAAGUUGGCAAAAGUCGACACAUUUGAUGCGGACGCGAUGCUUGAAGAACUACAAUUCUUCGAAAUCGUGCUAGACCAGGUUCGGGCGAACCUGCAGAAGAAGCUGGGCAACGACGUAGGGUUCUCUGGUUCAUCAAACAUCUUCAAAUCUACGCCGGAGGAACAAGAUCAAGGAUCGGGCAAAACAAACAACACCGCAGCGAAAUCCCUGGCUUCGAGUUGGAGGAAGCUCCGGUCUAGGUCCAGUGCGCCUGCGAUUGGCACUCACGGAGGUACGCAAAAGGACGGCUCCGCGGCUGGACUGACCAUGCCAUCAUUACCCAUGACUUCGUCGUCGUCCGUCCAUUCCUCGCGGAGUCACUUGAAUCGGAAACUCCCCCCGCCUCCGACACCAACACAGUUGACCAAUGUGCCACCGAUCCACGCCACUUACAUGUCCAGCCUAGCUCGUCUGUUUGAUGCGGCUCAAGUCCUGGACGGCAUUGCUCGGCAGGUGGAAGAUCCCGGGUUGAAGUGUAGCAGCAAGACCCAGGUCGGGCUGGAGCUGGGCGUCAAGAACGCCGCAGAGUUCUUUGCAUUCUACGUGCUCCGAUUCGUCAUGGCCGAUCUGGCGCUGUUGGUCGACAAGUUUUUGAAAAGAGGCGCCGAAUGGGUUUCGACCUAGAUGAAGAAGACGACCCCUUAUUUGUUCUCUGUCGUUCUUUUUGUUUCGAGAAUGGAUCGGAUACCAAGGGUAUAUAUAAGUGCAUGCAUGGAGCUUGGUUUUGGUUCCUGAAAUUGAUGAUGAAUGGCGUGCAGUGCGUCAACCAGUUUGUUCAUGUUGUCUCUGCCUUUUCAGCGGCAUUUCUGAUGGACGGUAUGGCGGUUUUGCUUCCCCCCCAUCUUUUUAUGUCCUCGGUUUUUAUGUCUACGUCUAUCUAUACAGUAUUUAUAGCCAGUCAUUCAAAAUCACUUUGAGAGUUCCAGUUAUUACGCACAACCCAAUAUCAGCUUUGUACAGCGAGCGGAAAAAGGGCUUCGCUUCGCUUUGCUCGAUGUCCUUUUUCUUGUCUCUUGUUCUGUUCGCUUUGCUUUGCCAUGGGUACCAGGUCUGGAAUAAUGCCUGACCUCACCUUCACCUUGCUGUAUAUAUGGGUGGCAGUACAUAUAUACAAACAUGGGUAUUUGGGUACCUCUGCACCGGAGGUACCUUGGCGGGUACUACUCGGAAGAUAUUAAUUACCAGCUACGAUCUUGUCGUAGUGACGAGAAGUUGGGCUUUCCAACACCGGGUUGGACAUCUACAUACCUACAUGUAGGUACAUAGUACAUACCCAGUCAAGACCGACCGGGUCAAAAGACACCUAGAAAAAUUACCUAGAUAUUAUAUUAGUACUGUAGGUAUG